ACUCAUUUGGGCCUCUUCCCCUUUGACUUCUCUUGUAAGUCGCUGACUCUACUACUUCUUCCUCACUCUUUAAUCUCUUCUGCAAAUGAGAUUCCAACACUACCUCUCGAAUCUUUUGAUUAAUCCCCAAAUUUCAGUUUCAUCAGGGGGAACUACGGGGGAAGUUUCGUUUGCUGGCAUGCUUGUAGUUUCUUAAUCUCUUUCUCCAUCAUAUAUACAUACUCUUGUUCUAUAGGGAUUGAUCUUCUCUCUUAGCCUUUUUUUUCAGCAACAACAUGAGCUGGUUUUUCGACUUUCUCAUCCAAUUUUUAAUGAGUUUCACACAUGUAUGUGUUUACUGGAGUUGUAUUUUUGACACUCUUUCUUAUCCAUCUCUACCAUUUUUGCUUGUUCUUCUCUCCCUUUUACAAACAACCCCAGCAUAGGUUAACUAAGAGGUGCGUAACUUCCAAUCUCCCUAUUAUUCGUAUUUUCCACGAAACGAACUUCCUCUCUGUUCGUCUUUCUAAUUUUUUCCUUCAGCGAGUUUCUUCUCCAUUCCUCUGUUUAUCUUUCAACCCAAUUACAUGUACAACUCCUCUUCCUUGCAGGAAUUUGGGAUUAUGCUGGCUAUAUACUGGUGGGAAGGUGCUCUGUUUGGCUAUAUGUCUAAGUGUUUGGCGGAUUGAUAUGAAGCAGAUGGUAUGCACUUCAACUCACCAUGUUGGACAUCACACUCUGAAGAAUGCAUCAUUGCUAGAUAGUGAGUGAUACUAUCAUUAGCGGCCAUCUAUACUAUUAAGGUGACUUUCUGGUUUGUUACUUUAGGUUUGAUGUGGUUGGUUGUGUAUGCCAUCUUUUUUGGUUAUAUAGUAGUAAUGGAGCUGAUUUGUUGCGAUGAUAGGAAUAAAGAUUUGUGUUAAGAUUAGUUAGUCGAAUAUUCUAUGUUAUCAACUAAAGACUUUCAGUUAAUGUUUUGUAAUUUGUUUCCGUUUGAUAUGUUUAUUAUAGAGGAUGUUUAGGGAUUUCAUUAAUCUAUUUUUAAAAAGUUUUGAAUGUUGAUUGUAGAGAUGAUAGAGUCCGAUUUUGUUAGUUUCGGAAAGGAGUAAGUUUCGGAUUUUAAUAUAUUUGAUUUUGGAAAAGUUUCGGAUUUUAAUAUAUUUGAUUUUGGAGUUUAAAUGUCGAAAAUAUUUGAUAUGGCAAGUAUUUAAUGUCGAAAAUAUUUGAUAUGACAAGUAUUUUUUUCUAUCUAAUUAUCCUUUCAAAUUGCUUAUAUGUGUCGCAAGAAGUCAUUGAUUGGAAACUCUGAUAAUCCAUCCACAAUCCGAAUAAUAUUAGUCUGGGUCAUGUAAGGUCCGCGUCUUUUUACGCGAUCAGAUUACCAGUUUGUCCCUAAUUUUUUUUUCCUUGUUCUUCUGAUUUUUGAACGUGAGGGCAUUAUAUAGAAUCUCAUUUUUUUUUUUUUUAUUCUUAAGUGUACUCCCCAAUUAAUAGUAUAGAUAGAUUGAGUCAAAAAAGAGAUUUUUUUUUUUUUUUAGAGGCGGUAUCAAAAUGUUUCUUUUUUAAUUUGUAAUUAGUACAAAACAUAUCCGGUGCCCAUUACGUAUUUUAUAGAAUCCUUGUAGCUUUAGUUCGAGAGACUAGGCUGGAACCUAACAGAAAACGAUAGAGAUAAGUCAUAAGACAUUACUGAUCUACUUAUUUUACCAUCCUAAAAUUCAAGUUUAAGAUUUGUUUUAAUCUUACAAAUUAUAAGAGCGAUAAAAAACGGUAAUGAUAUUAAUAACGAUG
This is a messenger RNA of Camelina sativa (false flax), 1770 nucleotides long. NCBI's taxonomy places the organism in Eukaryota, Viridiplantae, Streptophyta, Magnoliopsida, Brassicales, Brassicaceae. The record is from RefSeq and is a predicted model, not a curated record.